Ostertagia ostertagi is the source of this 834-nucleotide messenger RNA. Lineage: Eukaryota; Metazoa; Nematoda; Chromadorea; Rhabditida; Trichostrongylidae. The record is from the annotation of a GenBank genome assembly.
AUGCAAGUGGACAGAUCGCAGCGUUCUGUAUUUGUGGGAAACAUUUCGUAUGAAGUACCUGAGGACACAAUCCGCCAAAUUUUUUCCAAGGUAGGACAUGUCGUCCAUAUUAAAAUGGUUCAUGAUCGUGAAACUGGCAAGCCAAAGGGUUAUGGUUUCAUCGAGUUUCUCGACGUGCAGACUGCUGAACUGGCUAUCAGGAAUUUGAAUGGAUAUGAAGUGAAUGGUCGCCAGCUCCGAGUUGACAGUGCUGCAGGAGGGGAUCGUAGUGUUGAUGAGAUCCAACAAUUACAAGCUGCUCUGAGUGCCGCUCAGGUUGAAGAAAGUCCAUAUGGACCGGAACCCGAAGAAGGUCGUGCGCCUGAGGCGAUUUCUCGCACGGUAGCCUCACUUCCACCUGAGAAAAUGUUCGAGUUGAUGAAGCAAAUGAAGGAUGUUGUUCGAUCGAAUCCAAGUGAAGCAAAGCAAAUGCUUGUACAGAAUCCACAACUUGCUUACGCCCUCCUCCAGGCCCAAGUUGUCAUGCGCAUCGUCGAUCCACAAGUUGCCAUUGCAAUGCUUCACAGAGAGCCAGCUGCUUCUACAGUGCCUGCCCUAUGGCCCCAUUGCCAGCCGUUUCGCAACCUGGCUAUGCCGCUCCACCUCAGCAAAUGUACGCCUCGUCCUGGACCACCACAGCCACCACCGCAACCAGAAAUCACACCAGAUGAACAGCAUAAUGCGGAAUUGUUGGUGCAAGUCAUGAGACUCACAGAAGCAGAAAUCGCCAUGCUACCACCGGGUGACAGAGAGAAAGUGAUCGAGUUGCGUAAUCAGCUGCGGCAGAGUGUGUGA